This is a messenger RNA of Alosa alosa (allis shad), 2291 nucleotides long. RefSeq names its product phospholipase A and acyltransferase 3-like. The transcript has 4 exons. Bases 1442 to 1960 code for a protein of 172 amino acids. Gene Ontology annotation, biological process: N-acylphosphatidylethanolamine metabolic process. The record is from RefSeq and is a predicted model, not a curated record. NCBI's taxonomy places the organism in Eukaryota, Metazoa, Chordata, Actinopteri, Clupeiformes, Clupeidae. Gene Ontology annotation, cellular component: cytoplasm. Gene Ontology annotation, molecular function: glycerophospholipid phospholipase A1 activity; A2-type glycerophospholipase activity.
UGGUAACUUAUGUGCCAUCUCUUUUGUGAAACCAAGUCGAGGCUAAAUUCCAUCAUAAUUCAUCCAGGAUAACCAAAAAAUCCCAGUUUAAUCCCUUAUCUAGGUUUUGUGAAAUACCCCUCAGGUGAACUUGCACCGAUCAACCAUAAUAACAUUAUGACCACUGACCAGUAAAGUGAAGAGUAUGGAUGACGUAAGCCCAUGUAAAGUGAACGGGAUGCGUCUCCAGCACUGCAACGCACGCAACUGUGCGGGAGCCUUUAGCCAUCUAGGACCCCAUAGCUGGUUCCACCUGUGUUCUUUUCUUGAACCACUAGCUAUUUUGCACUACAGACUGGGAACAUCCCACAAGAGCUUCAGUUUUAUUUGUCUAGCCAUCAGCUUGGUCUUUUUCAAAGUCACUUGCAUCCUUAUGCUUGCCUUUUUCAACCGCUUCCAACUAAUCAAAAAGAUAUCCAUUUGCUGUCUGAUUUAUUCCAACCACUGACUGAUACACUGUUACAAGCCAAUGUUAUUAACUUAAGUCAUGUUGUGGCUGAUAAGUGCAAGUUUUUAUAGUCUAUAAUAGUAUUCAUUGUGAAGAAACCUGAAUGUUCUGUCUUCCAAGUUCAGGGUCAUGGGACCAACACUGAAGAAUGCCUUUUUGUAUAUUUAAAAAAAUAAAAAUAAAUAAAUAAAUAAAAUAAAUCAACUAAAUUAGUUUUGAAUGUUGUCAUUUGACCUUUUUUCAUAGACGUGUACUAGUUUGUUCAUGAAAACCAUGGUUCAUGAGAGAACUGCUUUCUCAUUCCUCAUUAUGUCCUCAUGAUCUAAUUGCUACUCUCUACAGUCUGGCAUAUUUGGCUGGGUAAUAGUUAUUCUUCUGAAGCAUAUUUGCAUGAAGGGGAUUCAUUUAACCAUUACAUGUGCCUUAAUUAAACAAUGCGAAAACACUUUCAUACUUCUCAGUCUGUCAAUACAUGAACAGUGAAUGUGUAUGUGAUACACUUUAAAGAACACAAUAAAUCAGAAAUGGUUUUAGCAUCUUUUUCCUUUAAGACAAUUGGUUUAAUAGUGUUUGCUAUUGGCAGAUGGUUGUAGCACUUAAACCCUCAUUCAGGAGCAAAAAUGGUUGACGUAAAUCCAAUUACAUGGCCAGAGCCUAUUGACGAGUGAGCCUAUUUAAAUCACUUGGAAGUGGACAACAGCAAAGGUUACAGCAGAACCUUUGAUGUAUACAUGUCCUUAGACAGUUGCUUUAGUCUUGCUUUCUUGGAAGUGUAAUUGCUCAUGUGCAUAGGAAUUGCUUGAUUGAGUGUUUGACUGAAUGAAUACUGUAAACUGCUCUAAGUAACACUUAACAAGACGUCACUCCCGGAGAGAAGGGAAACCCAGUUAUACAGAGGAUCUGAAACUUGGAUAUAGGAGAAACUGAUGUCAAGGUGGAUUUCUCUUGGAUGCAAUGUUGUUCCGAUGCACGGGAGUAGUGGGGCCAGCCUAUUGUCAGCCAGAACCCGGAGACUUGAUAGAGAUAUUCCGUGGAACUUAUCAACACUGGGCCCUGUACAUAGGAGAGGGUGACAUAGUCCAUCUAGCUCCUCCUUCUGAAAUUACAGGGCCUGGUCCAAACCGAUUGAUGUCCGUGAUGUAUGAUAAAGCAACCGUGCUGAAAGAGGAGCUGACCGAGGUGGUAGGAAAGGACCGAUUCCAUGUAAACAACCUGCUGGACAAGAAGCAUGCGCCGAGGCACGUGUGUGCCAUAAUGAGGGAUGCCCACCGCCUUCUGGGCCUGGAGUUGCCUUAUUGUGUGCUACGGGGCAACUGUGAACACUUUGUCACUGAGCUACGAUAUGGUAGGGCAGAGUCUCAACAGAUUCAUUAUGCUGUGAAAGUAGGUGUCAGGGCUCUUGCAGUAAGUAUGAAGAUUCUGACAGAGGCGUGGAGGCAUCGAGGGAAAAAGGGACAGAGAAUGCUUCACUAACAUCUUAGAAACCUAUAAUAAUGUCUAUGUUGUGCCUUUCAUGUUAUGUUCUUUAAAAUAUAUAUAUUUUUAUACACACGUCACAUGUAAUAUGUGUUAAUGUUAUGAUUAUCAGCAAUAUGCAUAGGCCUACCUGUACUCAAAGAAAAUAUGUAUAACAAUAUUUUUAUAUUCCAUAAGCCUAAAAAGGUGAAAUGUCAUUGGUCAUCUGUGUGAGUGGUUAAAUACGGUAAAAGUAUCCUCCCCAUCAAUACAUUUCUGAAAUGUCUUACUGUGUAUCCAUCUUACAUCCAACCAAGUAAAAACAAACUCACAAUUAAAAUAAUGUCUA